AUUGCAAAAUAGACGGACGAGAAGAGUGGAAAGCAAAAUAAAAUAAAUUAUGUGAAAGUGAAAUGUCAAAGUGGUGCUGGGAGACAAACACGAAGCAACUCGACUCCUACGUGCAAUCACCCCAAGUAUUUGGUGCGCUGGAAAAAUCGCUUCAGUAACUCACGACGUGAUUUAUAGUUUCCGACUGGCUCAGAAAACGGUGCGAAUGCAAUUCCAACCCAGCAUUUUGCUAAUCAUGCAAAGAUGAACAAAAAUCAGUGCCGUCGACACGUCAACCAUAUGUGAAGCCGUGGGAAACAGUCAACGCGAUAUAGUGGAAAAGUUUGUGCACAAUGUUUUCCGCCCUGAAGAAGUUGACGUCCCGGCAGGAGGGUCCCAAUGCGGCCCUCCCGGAGACGGUGGGCCAGCCCAUGUCCGGAUCCCUUCAGAAGAAAUUCUCGCGCGGCGUGCAAUAUAACAUGAAAAUCAUCAUAAAAGGUGAUCGCAACGUUGGAAAGUCGUGUCUGCUGCAGCGUUUGCAGGGCAAAGGUUUCCUGGAAACCUACGUCCCGACGGAGGAGAUCCAGGUCGCUUCGAUUCAGUGGGCGUUCAAAGCAACCGAAGACAUCGUAAAGGUCGAGGUGUGGGAUGUGGUCGAUCGUGGGAAGGCCCGACCUCGUCACAGUGGCCUGAAGCUGACUACGGCUGCCCUGCCGGAAACCCCGGCCCUCGAUGCAGAGUUUUUGGAUGUUUACAAAGGCACCCACGGGGUCGUUUUGAUGAUGGAUAUCACUAAGGCUUGGACCUUUGAUUAUGUUACCCGGGAGCUUCCAAAAAUACCUGAAGAAAUUCCUGUACUUAUUCUCGGUAACCAUUGCGACAUGGGACACCAUAGAGUCAUUACCCCAGGUCAAGCAACUGCACUAAUAGAAAGUUUAGGAGAGCGGCCUGCUGAAGUUUUAUACGCCGAGAGUUCAAUGCGAAAUGGCUUUGGCCUUCGCUUGCUCCAUAAGUUUCUGGGGCUGCCAUUCCUUAGACUGCAAAAAGAGAGUUUCCUGGCCCUGUUGGAAAGAAACAAGCGAGAUACGGAAAUAUGCAGUUUUGAAAUAUCUGAGUUCUUGAAAUCUGAGGACGCCGAUUAUAAUCAGUUCCUGAGUAAUCUAUCGAACAGGCGGCGACAGAUUGCAGAUUCUAACUCACAUGCUCAUAUGACACCAUUGACACAUUCCACAAGUGCAAGUGCGAUAUCGCCAGUGACACCCACGUCGCCUCCCGAGUUAAAGCCAAUGAAGAGUAUCAUUGUCGGUGGCGGACAACCAAUUGUAAUUCCAGGACAAAUCAAUAUAACACAACAAAUGCAGUCUGGAAAUAAUGCUCUUAAAACUACUGCAAAUCCACUGCCAGCGACAACUGCAGAGUCAGCGAUGUCGACUACAACCACCAGUCUAGUCACGAGUUUGUUCAAGAAACCCGAUAUCAAAGAGGCGAGUCUUGUCCAGGAUAUUCGACAGAUGAGUAUCCAAGAGCAACAGAUAGCUAGUGUUGAAGAGUUCUGCCCAGAUGAAGGUAUCUUGGACCGAAGCUUUCUAGAUGACUUCGCAGCCUCAGGGCCUGACAACACAGGAGGAGUAGUAGGAGAAAAUGCAGAUUCCGACAGUGAUGAUGGUCAAGGAAAUCCAAUGGUUGCCAAAUUCAAUGACGAUUUAGAUCUCAUUGAACCGGAAGGAAAUACUUCCAAAAUAACUAAUGUAGAUAGCGCAAACAACAAUCGAAUUUUAAAAGAAAACCCACUUGCGAAGCAUCGUAAAUCCACAGAUUUUACUAAAUCCGAAGCGCUCACCUCGUCGAUACGUAAAUCAUCGAUCUCAAGCGAAGAAAUUCCAGUCGCUUCAACUACAAUCGAUUCGGCUUACGGCGAUGAAUUCGAUGGAUGGCUAGCAGAUAAUUCAAUUCGCCGAUCACCUGAAGGUGGGGAAGACACUAGCUCAAUGCCUAGCAUUGUUCAGGACGCGGAGCCUAAACUAAAAUCCGACAGUGGAUCGGAGAAAAAACAUAAACAUAAAAAGAAGAAAGACAAGGACAAAAAAGACCGGGAAGAAAGGAAGGAGAAGAAAAAGAAGAAACGUUCCAAGGAGAGCGACUUAGAAGAUUUUCUUAAUGGCACGCCAGAUACUUCAACGAAUCGAAUCGACGAAGCGUAUGAAGCAAUUUAAUGCUGUGAAUGUGAAGAAAUGUGUAAUGUUAUUGUUAUUACAUCAGUUUUAAGAGAUAUUUGAACCAUGCGUAAUUUUGCAUCAGCAGAUAAUCGGUUAAGUU
Messenger RNA from Hermetia illucens (black soldier fly), 2295 nucleotides. RefSeq names its product rab-like protein 6. Gene Ontology annotation, cellular component: cytosol; nucleus. Gene Ontology annotation, molecular function: GTP binding; GTPase activity. NCBI's taxonomy places the organism in Eukaryota, Metazoa, Arthropoda, Insecta, Diptera, Stratiomyidae. The transcript has 5 exons. The record is from RefSeq and is a predicted model, not a curated record. The coding region runs from base 333 to 2192 and encodes 619 amino acids.